CGGUGCCGGGGCGGUCCCGGGGCGGUGCCGGGGCUCCCGGGGCGCUCGCAGCCAUGUCGGCGCCGCCGGCGGGGCCCGGUGCGGGAGCGGGGCCGGGCUCGGGCCGAGCCCCGGCGCUGCGGGAGGGCGCGCGGGUGUCGGCGCUUUGCCUGGCGUGGUACGGGCUGAGCGCGGGCGGGAACGUGGUGAACAAGCUGCUGCUGGGCGCCUUCCCGCGGCCCGUCACCGUGUCGCUGUUCCACAUCCUGGGGCUGUGCGCGCUGCUGCCGCCGCUGCUGCGGGCCUGGCGGGUGCCGCCGGCGGGCCCGGCCCAGCUGCCGCCGCGCGCCUUCCCCCGCUACAUCCUGCCCCUCGCCUUCGGCAAGUACUUCGCCUCCGUGUCCGCACACGUCUCGCUCUGGAGGGUUCCGGUGUCCUACGCGCACACCGUAAAAGCGACGAUGCCGAUAUGGGUGGUGCUGCUUUCACGGAUCAUAAUGAAGGAAAAGCAGACGACGAAGGUUUACCUGUCUCUGAUCCCCAUAAUAACGGGCGUCCUGUUGGCCACCGUCACGGAACUUUCCUUUGACAUGUGGGGGCUCAUCAGUGCGCUCGCUGCUACUCUCUGCUUUUCACUCCAGAACAUCUUCUCAAAGAAGGUGUUAAGAGAUUCCCGAAUACACCAUCUUCGCUUGCUGAACAUACUUGGGUGCCAUGCUGUGUUCUUCAUGAUCCCAACGUGGGUUCUGGUUGAUCUUUCUUCCUUCUUAGUAGAGAAUGACUUGAGCUCAAUGUCCCAUUGGUCCUGGACUCUGAUGCUCCUGAUAAUCAGUGGCUUCUGUAACUUUGCCCAGAACGUCAUUGCCUUCAGCAUUCUGAACCUGAUCAGCCCGCUGAGUUACUCUGUCGCAAACGCCACAAAAAGAAUCAUGGUCAUCACGGUCUCCCUUAUAAUGCUUCGCAACCCAGUGACGAGCACCAAUGUCCUUGGAAUGAUGACGGCCAUCUUAGGGGUCUUCUUGUAUAACAAGACAAAAUACGAUGCAAACCAAGAAGCAAAGAAGCAGCAGCUGCUUCCAGUUACAACUGCAGACCUUGUGAGUUUGGAUCGGCAUCGAAACACUCCUGAGAAGUCUCCGAAUGGACUCACGGCAUUUGCCCAGCAUGGAGAUUAUCAGUAUGGUCGAACCAAUAUCCUAACGGACCACUUCCAGUAUAACCGGCAAAACUAUCCAGCCACUUACAACAUGAAUCGAUUUGAUAUAUAGAGUCCGAGAAUCAGGUACAGACAGUGAUAUCGAGGCACCCCCAGCAUUAUCAGCAACUUUUAGUACAUGCGUGAAUGUAAAGCCAUUUUAUCGUACAGGUGUGCAGAGGGAAGAUGCAUGUGUAGUGUGAGCUCCGUUAGACGGGAAUCGGUGGGAUCUGACCCUGGAACUAAAUCGUCCAGAGAGCCUGGCGAAAUGCAUGUACAGAACUGGAGAGUGAAACAUCAUCUGUCACUGCUCCUUGGCAGACUGUCAACUCUUUGUCCUUUUGGCAGCUAAAUUCUGGCCAGUAUUUUGUUUCCACGCUGGUAACAUCACCUUUAAUUUGUUCUCUAAUAUGUUUUAAUGAUAAUUCCCUUUAAUGAAACUUUCAGAAAGAAGUGAAGCGAAGAUGUCCUCCUGGCUGUCGGGAUUUGGAGGAGGAUUGGCUUAGGUAGAGCAGUUGCAGCUAGGCAGACCCGGAUUCAUUUUGGCCAACUGAAAAACUGUGUGGGUCUUGACUGCCUUGUGCCCACGCCUUCAGUUGUCGAUGAUAAACCAGCAGCGUUUCUGAAAGCGCAGGCAGCAGGGAGCUGGGUCCCGAGAACUGCGCUUCAGACGUAGAGAAACGGAAUUCUCUAAGAUGUCUCCUGUGCCAGUCACUGUAGAUAAACAGUCAGAGCUUCAGAUCCUAAUUGUUUUUGGAAUAUUGCAGUCCUGUACCUUCAGGCGUUGCUUCUCCUUGGCCACCCAGAAAACGCCCCCACAAAUAAAAGGUUUGGAAUAACAUAAUAUUUCUUUAUAUUUUACUUGCUUCACACCUGUUCUUACAAAACUUUUCUGUUGCUUUAGAAAUCAAAAGGUUUAAGGUGUUUUCUUCUCAGUUUUAUGCGUAAAUGAUGCUCUUAUAUGAUUCAUUAUGAAUGCAUUGAUUUGAAUAAUCAUCAUUCUUAAUUGUUUCUUAAGCCCCUGUUUUUGGAUCCUACUUGUUUUCAAGUUUCUCGGUCGCUGGUGCUGGAGUUGCUGUGCACAUUUGGCCCAACUUCUAUUUGAGUCUGUUGAAAGAAGUUACAUUUUGUGUCCUGCUCUGUUCCUGCUGCUCCCCCAGCUUAAGUAGUAAGUUGCUAAGAAAAAAAUUAUUGGAAUUGGCAGCAAAUAGCUAAUUUAGGGUAAAGAGCAGCUGAUUCAGUAUAAAUGAACGUACUUAAUUUGAGAUGACUGUUGGGCAUCGGAUGGAAGGAUGAAACCAGUUGAACUUGGAGUUCACUGAAUCAGAUUGUUAUUGCUUUAGCAAAAGAAGAUUUUAGAGGCCUUCUUUCCUUAAUGGAAAAGCUAUUGUACAGUGAGAUUUUUGAUAGCAUAGGUAUUAUGAUUUUACUAGAAAGGUAUUAGAUACCAGUGACUAAAUUCUGGGUGUGGUAGAGAAUGCUCCCUCCCUUAUUUAUUGCUUUAAAAUGACCAUUUCCGUGGCGCGAGGUGAUGAUUUGGGUCCUUUCUGGAUAAUAAAGAAUUGAUUUUGAAGUGCAAAGUCAACCUGCUCCGAUUCCUUUGGCUGACUGUAGAGGGAGUUACACGGACCGACUUUCACCAUGCAGCCCAAAAGAGGAAAUGGUUCUGAAAUGUUGAAGAUGGGUUAAAUGCUGCUAAAAGUUGUGAGCAGAACUUCCUGACUUGACUGGAGUUGAGUCUGUUCACACUUGCUUAGAACUUGGGCUUUUAGUUUAGAAAAUCUAAACAGAUUCUUCCCUAACCCUGGUUAACAAGAGCAAGAUAAUGAGGAAAGCAUUCUUUCAGAUGAAAUUGCCUGUUCCAGUGUUAAUUCACAUGUAAUUAUUUCUCUUUAAUAUGGGAAGGUGCAAAAUGUGUAUUUUAAGGCUUCCUUCCUGAUAUGUAAGUGCUUUUACACACGUGUAAAAAGGAUUGUGUGGGCUCUGGGUUUGGAUUAGGUUCCGGCUAGGCAAAAGACGAGUGUGAGGAUGAGAUGUAGCCUGGGAUUCGUAAGGGGGGCAAAGCCCUCCGACGGCUUUCUGAGCGGGAUCCCUGGGUAUGUGCACGCCUACCGAGUUCAUCCAUACAGUUUCUGAUGCGCCUGCCACUGUAACAUCCUCGCUCAACUGGAACUGCUACUUGGAUUACAGCUCGGUGCACUGUAUUCGCAGCUCGGAGGCACGAUCGAUCGGAUGUAUUUAGACGGUCUCCUUUUAAAGAACAGAACCGGCUCUUUGUUGCAGCUCUUUUCAGAGAAGGCUGGUGCUGCAUGCUUAUUCUGGCAGGUCUGCAGCUCAGCUUUGUCCAGAGCAUGGCAGCAGGCGAGGGCUUUCUCUUGAAAACACCUUGUCCCGGGUUGUGCUCUGGGCUCACAGCCUCGCUAUCUCUAGAACAAAGCCUACUGUACUUGCAAAGCAAACAGGGACUGAUCCAGAACAGAGAUAUCAUCCAUGUAGGGCCCGGAGAAUCAAUCUCUGAAUGCCUGACAGGGUUCAGGCUCUUCUUGUUCGGGUCAACAGGGUUAAUUUUGUAUGGUAGAAGUUGUAAUUAAAACGGCUCAGUGACUCAGUUACAGGAGGCGGCUUUGCUGAGUACCCAGAACUGAGUCCAUAAGUAAUAUUGCCCGCGUUCCGGUAAAGGAAGUUUCCAAUACUGUUGUAAGAUGUAUUUUAAUCUUGGACCACAGCGGGAUUUUGGUUGGCAAGGUGAAACAUUUGUUUUAACAUGAUUUGUAAAUUGAUGACGUGUUUAACUGUGUACAUAGGUCUGUAGAAGGUGUGGAAACACUGGAAUAAAAAGGGCGUAUCUAGACAAUCGUGUAUAACGACCCUGCUGUUGGAUCGUGGUGACGGGGCUGGUGCGGGCUUUCCCUUUGCAGGAAGCUUUGGGAGUGCCCCGCGUUCGUAGCAGUGGCCACAUGCCAGAAAUCCGGUUAAUGUUUUGCCAUGUGGGUGUGGUACCUCAUGGAGUGAGACUGAAACCGGGAUGGCUCAGAUGCUGUAACUGGUGUGAGGACACUGGUGACCCAUAGAAAUGCCUUGAUUUCCAUUGUGCAUUUCUAAUGUACGUGUAAAUACAUCACAAAAUGGGUGAGUUCUUCCCAAAACAGUCCUGGAUAGUUCUAGAAAUACCAGAGUCAAAGAAACCAACCUCUCCCCACAGCGUGUGGGUUUCUCUAGAUAGGUCUGUAGGGGGGCUCUUUCAAGAGAUCUUCAAAAUGCUCCCCUUGCAGGUUCAGUUUUAGUACCUGUAGCGAUUAGAGCAUCUUUAUAAUCUGGUAAAACACUUAUGUUUUUUAAAUAACUAAAUGCUAAAUAAAACUGAGGCAAUACUUGGGCUUUGUAGGUGUACAGUGCUCUGUAAAAAUCAUGUGGCAGUUCAUGAUCAUAGAAUCAUACAAUGGUUUGGGUUGAUGAUGAUUCCUGAAGCUCAAAACCUUUUCUUUCCAACGUGUGUUCGACCUGCGUUUUUCUGAUGUAGCAUUUUGCAGCAGCAGAAACUUCUGCCAUGUAGCUUUGUGAAAAAAAGGUGCAAUAUAAAUAAAAGGACAGUUUGUUUU
This is a messenger RNA of Cuculus canorus (common cuckoo), 4773 nucleotides long. RefSeq names its product solute carrier family 35 member E1 (gene SLC35E1). Lineage: Eukaryota; Metazoa; Chordata; Aves; Cuculiformes; Cuculidae. Gene Ontology annotation, molecular function: antiporter activity. The record is from RefSeq and is a predicted model, not a curated record. Gene Ontology annotation, cellular component: Golgi apparatus. The transcript has 6 exons. Bases 54 to 1247 code for a protein of 397 amino acids.